This is a messenger RNA of Linderina pennispora, 1738 nucleotides long. Its product is annotated as PH-domain-containing protein. The transcript is spliced from 4 exons. NCBI's taxonomy places the organism in Eukaryota, Fungi, Kickxellomycota, Kickxellomycetes, Kickxellales, Kickxellaceae. The record is from RefSeq and is a predicted model, not a curated record. Bases 108 to 1580 code for a protein of 490 amino acids.
UUUUUUUUUUUUUAAUUUCACCCCUUCUUUAUUUAUUCCUCUGCAUUUCCAACCCGUUAAUUUCUUCUCUUGUAUAUGACAUAAUGGCAAACACAGCGUCGUCCGCAAUGCCCCUGCCCGUCAAGGACUCGGCCGCACAGGCUAUUUCCAAUGGCGAACCGGUGCUGACGUUUGCGCCGUCGACGCGGUUCUCACCGCCGCCCAUCGCCCGCCGACGCACAGCAUCAUCGCAUGACUCAGACGAGCAGGACACCGACCCCGAUGACCUGGUGGCCAGCCAAACAGACCUUGCGCGGGAGCAGCUGAAGCGAGACGUGGUCGGGCCCGGCCUGGUAAAGGAGAAGGAGGUCAAGUGCGGGUUCCUCGCAAAGCGCACCGGAGGGGCCGGCAAGACGUGGAACAAGCGGUGGUGCGUGCUGCGGCUGCAGUCAUUGUCGAUAUACAAAAACAACAGCGAGUACAAGCUGAAGCGCAUAAUCCGGGUCGACGAGAUCGUCAGCGUGAAGCCCAUUGAGAAGCGCAACCGGCCGUUCGCCUUUAUGGUGACCACCAACGACCGCAGCUUCUACUUUGACGCAUCUAGCAGCCAGGAGCUGGACAGCUGGCUCGAGGCAGUGCAGCGCGCCAUCGAUAUCGUCAAUGGCCAGGACGGGCGGGAAUCGGAUGAGACAGUGCGCCGGCAAUUUGCCACGGCCUCGCGCGCAUUAUCGCCACAGGCAACUACUGCCCAGGCUACUGCUGGCGACUUCUUUUCGCUGCCGGCUGCAGGCAACCAGCGCCGCUCCAGCGGUAUGGCCAGAGCAGUGCACACCAUCUUCGAAGGCAGUGCCGACGACAGAAACAUCUACUCGGAGCCCAGCACGUCGCCCGACCUUAUCCCUGUGGCUGCUGUAAAGAGCACAUCGAUGCCCAGCGACGCACACCAGGGUCUGUGCAUUGACACCAAUCCGCAUGUGCUGAAGCAGCAGGGGACUGGGCAGCUUGCAGCGGAGGAGACAGACGCGGUCACUGCAUUCCCGCCCGGUAUCAACCCGGAGAGCGAGGCAGCGCCCGUGCUCGACGACGAAGAGGAAGACGACGAGCCCAACUUCAACACCGACCAUCGGCGCGAGAUCGAGGACAAGCUGGCCGACGACCAGGUCAUCCUCAGCGGAUACCUGCUGAAGCAGGACAAGCUGAAGCAGUGGCGCAAGCGGUGGUUCGUGCUGAGGCGCAACACCCUGUCAUACUACCACAGCAGCAAGGAGUACGAGCUGAAGCAGAUUAUGCGCCGGGAGGAUGUCCACUCGGUGCGCGAACCCGACCCAUGCACAGCCAAGGCAAAGUCGCUGCACCGCGGCUACUUCAAGAUCGUCACCACGAAGCGCAGCUACUGGAUUGCCCACGACAACAACGCCAUGGCUGGCGCCUGGUUCAAGGCCCUGGAGCAGUGGAAGGCUGGCACCAUUGACAUGUCGUCGCAGGCGGUCAAGCUGGCCAAGAAGCUGGCCAGCCUUGACCCAGCUGAGGGCGCACCCGGCCACCCGCAUGGCCCGUCGGGCGCCCGCCAGCGCCGUCGCAGCAGUGCUGCCAACUUCUGAUUAAUCCCCCUUUGUAAGUAAAUUAUUUUCCUUAGCCGCUGCUUGCUCUCACUAGAGAGCGCCGUUCGAUCGGCCAAAUUGUUGUCCCACGUCCAGUGACCGGACAGGACACAAGGAAUUGGAAGCCAGACCUUUCUUGCUGCUGCUUUCAUCUUCUG